UGUUCAGGCAAGGCUACCUGAUCCGUCCGACCUUUCAGACAGACGGGGAAAAAGUCAUUUUGGCAGACUUGUUUUAUAGUCACUUGAUGUGUGUGUGUGUGUGUGUGUGUGUGUUUCUCUGGACAAACGUAUUUGUGUUAUUCUUUACAUAAAUUGUUUUUCUGAUUUGUAACGAUCACACGCGGACAGUACAGUACUGUUGAAAUAAUGCUUAAAUGUCAGACACAGAAGUCACGUGAUUUAUUAUCAAGACAGCAUCGACUUCUAUACAAAUUUCACUUCCACAUUGUUCCCCUCACCUCACAAAUGAUUCCACUCUGUACUCUGUGUGAUGUGUAAGUGCUUCUUUCUGGUUGCUAUCCGUUUGCUUGUUUAUGCCACUUUUUAAUUAAUGACACAUCUAGACAGGCAUGGUCUGUUUCUCUUCCUCUGUCUCUCGCAGUGCAGCUGCACGGCAUGUAAAAAUAGGUAUUCAAAUUAUCAAGCAGCAGGUUGUGCAAACUGUAAAACACAGAGAUGUGUUCUCAUAUAGACGUGGUCUCUGGCUUUGUCACCACCUGGAAACACAAUCCUUUCACUUAUUUUUUUCUCUUAAAACACAGAACCUUUCACUGUACUUUUGCUGAAAAAAUUCCAUUUUCAUCAUGCUUUCUGAUUUUUUCUUUUUCUUCCGUAGACUUUAAACUUUGUGGACUCAUGAGGAGUAACUUCUACAUAAUGUUCAAAAUUUCAGAAUGAAGCUGGAUCUAAACUUCUCCAACAUGUCUGUGGAGUCUGGUGCUGUGCAGCCGGAGCAGGGGUCGGUGGAGUACCGCAUCGCGGGCCUGGUCUUCUACUCCUUCGUCUUCGUUGUAGGGGUCGUAGUCAACAUCACCGCUCUGUGGGUGUUCUCUCUCACCACCAAGAAGAAGAACUCGGUCACCGUCUACAUGAUAAACGUGGCGAUGGUGGACCUCACUUUCAUCCUGCUGCUGCCCUUUCGAAUGGUUUACCACCACCAGGACUACUGGCCCUUUGGAGAUCUUUUCUGCCGCAUCAGCGCCGCCCUCACCAUCUUCUACCCCUGCAUGGCCCUGUGGCUGUUUGCUCUGAUCAGCGCGGACCGCUAUAUGGCCAUCGUCCAGCCGAAGCACGGCAAAGAGCUGAGGAACGUCCCGAAGGCCGUGGUGGCGAGCCUCGGCGUGUGGCUCAUGACCCUCGGCAGCACCGUGCCCCUGCUCUUCUCCGAGGAAGACCCCGACCGCGCCUCCAACUUCACCACCUGCAUCAAGAUGCAAGACAUCAUCCACAUGCGCCACGACAACCCCGUCAACUUCGUGAGGCUCAUUUUCUUUUUCCUGUUGCCCAUAGCCAUAAUGAUCGGCUGCUACGUCGUCAUCGUGGACAACCUGAUCCACGGACGCACCUCCAAGCUCAAGCCCAAAGUGAAGCAGAAGUCCAUCCGGAUAAUCAUCACGCUGAUCGUCCAAGUGCUGGUGUGCUUCGUGCCCUUCCACGUGUGCCUGGUGCUCCGCUUGGUGGGGACGGGCAUAGAUGGGGGGUACAGCACGUGGGCGGUCUUCACCACAUUCCUGAUGAACCUGAGCACGGUGUUGGACAUCAUCUUGUUCUACAUUGUCUCCAAGCAGUUCCAGGACAGGGUGAUCAGCGUGAUCCUGUACAGGAACUAUCUGCGGAGCGUGAGGCGGAAGAGCAGGCACACAGGCAGCAUCCGGUCGAUGAGCAACCUGACCAGCGCAAUGAUAUGAGACGGGCGUCAGACUCCCACGUCGAACAAGCUACACUGAUGUGCACCGUGAGCGCUUUGGCACAAUGUAACACUGAAUGCUUCGCUGUGUACGUGGUUCGUUAUGAAAAGGAUCAAAAACUUGCAAUUAAUUUCCAAGGCGUGAUUUACACUCACAGUAUGGGAGUGCUGCUGUUGUGGCAAAAAACAUCUGUGUUUCGGAGCUGAUUGACUUACCCAUGAGACUUGAGAUGUUUUCUGGUGCAUCUUUGUGAGUCUGCGGCUCAGGUGUAACACAUGCAGGCAAAAAAAAAUAAAGCUCACAACUAACUUUGUUAUUAUGCAUAAAGACCGAAACUCUUCUUAGCAACGUCAACCAACAGCUAUAAAAAGGGCCUGACUGCCUCAACGCUAGGUGG
Molecule: messenger RNA, 2145 nt
Organism: Anarrhichthys ocellatus (wolf-eel)
Lineage: Eukaryota; Metazoa; Chordata; Actinopteri; Perciformes; Anarhichadidae
Product: N-arachidonyl glycine receptor-like
Exons: 2
Coding region: 735-1748 (337 amino acids)
Biological process (GO): phospholipase C-activating G protein-coupled receptor signaling pathway; positive regulation of Rho protein signal transduction
Cellular component (GO): plasma membrane
Molecular function (GO): G protein-coupled receptor activity
Source: RefSeq, a predicted model, not a curated record